Molecule: messenger RNA, 873 nt
Organism: Microthlaspi erraticum
Lineage: Eukaryota; Viridiplantae; Streptophyta; Magnoliopsida; Brassicales; Brassicaceae
Source: the annotation of a GenBank genome assembly
AUGGGUAGAAGGCAAAGAAAAGAAGGAAAAGAAAAGAAGGCACAAGUUUUGUCAGAAAUUGGUGCUACAACAACAGAGAUAAUGUCUGAUAGAAGAGCAGUAAAUAUCACCAUCAAUAGAUAUGGCCACAUGAUUGACAAUGUCGUGCUGAUUGUGACUGGGACCCUGCACGAGAGAGAUGUUCAAGAGUUGAUCGAGAAAUGUCAUCCUUUAGGCAUGUUUGACAGUAUUGCCACACUUGCAGUUGCUCAGAACAUGAGAGAGCUCUACAGGCUGGUGCUUGUGGACACUCCUCUGGCUCCAUACUUUUCUGAAUGCUUAACAUCCGAGGAUUUGGAUGACAUGAACAUAGAGAUUAUGAGGAAUACCCUCUACAAAGCAUACCUUGAGGACUUUUACAAGUUCUGUCAGAAACUUGGUGGGGCAACAUCAGAGAUAAUGUCUGACCUUCUGGCCUUCGAAGCUGACAGAAGAGCUGUAAAUAUCACCAUCAACAGCAUUGGCACUGAGCUUACAAGAGAAGACAGGAAGAAACUGUACUCUAACUUUGGUCUCCUCUAUCCAUAUGGUCACGAGGAGCUUGCUAUAUGUGAGGAUAUUGAUCAGGUUCGUGGUGUUAUGGAGAAAUACCCUCCGUAUCAAGCAAUCUUCUCCAAGAUGUCUUAUGGAGAAAGCCAAAUGCUCGACAAGGCGUUUUAUGAAGAAGAAGUCAGAAGGCUUUGCUUAGCCUUUGAGCAGCAGUUCCAUUACGCUGUAUUCUUUGCGUAUAUGAGGUUGAGGGAGCAGGAGAUCAGGAAUCUGAUGUGGAUAUCCGAAUGUGUUGCACAGAACCAAAAGUCCAGGAUCCACGACAGUGUUGUCUACAUGUUCUGA